Molecule: messenger RNA, 3265 nt
Organism: Calliphora vicina (urban bluebottle blowfly)
Lineage: Eukaryota; Metazoa; Arthropoda; Insecta; Diptera; Calliphoridae
Gene: Rev1
Product: Rev1 DNA directed polymerase
Exons: 4
Coding region: 80-3247 (1055 amino acids)
Biological process (GO): error-free translesion synthesis; error-prone translesion synthesis
Cellular component (GO): nucleus
Molecular function (GO): damaged DNA binding; DNA-directed DNA polymerase activity; deoxycytidyl transferase activity
Source: RefSeq, a predicted model, not a curated record
UGUAAAAAACAAAACAGAAGUAAUUUUCCCGGGUUUUAUGUUUAUUUCACAAUUUUGAUAAGAAUUUGUCCAAGAUUCCAUGAAAAGGCCUGUAGCCAUGAAUAAUGGCUUUGAAGAAUGGGGCGGUUAUAUGGACGCCAAAAUUACCAAACUGGAGGAACAGUUUAGUGCAGCCAGUAAUCCCUAUAAGAAAACUGAUAUAUUUGCGGGUAUAUCCAUAUUUGUCAAUGGCCACACCGAUCCGUCGGCCGAUGAACUUAAACGUAUUAUGAUGAUACAUGGAGGUAUUUUCCAUCAUUAUGAGAGGUCACACACUACUUACAUUAUCGCCUCCAAUUUACCCGAUGUUAAGGUUCGCAACAUGAAUACCAGCAAAAUUAUAAGUCCUCAGUGGGUGGUGGAUUGUAUAAAGGAAGAAAAAAUCAUAGAUUAUACUAAAUAUUUGUUGUAUACAAAUCAAAAGAAAUCCCAACCCAGUAUUAGUUUUAUUAUGAAGAAAAAAGAGGAGCCGAAUGUAAGUGUGAUAAGUAAUACAAAUGAGGUGGACAAGCAAUUGCAAGAUAAUUUGAAAAGUAUAAAUACUGGUUUACAAGAUUUAAAUGCUAAAAUGAGGCAAAGUUUACCUACAUCAGCGGAUAGCACAAUUUCAAAAAAAGAUGUUUCUUUAAAUGCUAGUUCUGCAAAUUCUUCGAAUGUGGCUCGUACAGCUGUUGAUCCCAAAUUUCUAAGUGAAUUUUAUAAUAAUUCACGUUUACAUCAUAUAGCCACUUUAGGUGCUGGAUUUAAACAAUAUGUUAGUGAGUUACGGGAACAGCAUGGCUCGAAUGGUUUCCCUGCAAGGCAGGACUUGAAAAAACGUUUACAAUUGAACAAUGUUGCUGAAGUUGAACCAUUCAAAAUGUCACGCCAGAAAUCUUGUGUCAUGCAUAUUGAUAUGGAUUGUUUUUUCGUUUCGGUUGGUUUGCGAACACAUCCCCAUUUAAAAGGCCAUCCGGUGGCUGUAACACAUUCUAAAGGUGGCUCGUCGGCCACCGAAGUACCCGUUCAUCCUAAUGCUGAUCGACAUGCCGAAAUGGAAUUAUUUGCCAAACGCUUUGAGCAACAUCUGCACAAUAACAUUCUCUCUGAUAAAGUGCGUGGUGGUUUCGAAAAUAAAAUGUCUCUAUCAGAAAUUGCAUGUGCAUCGUAUGAAGCUCGUGCCAAAGGUAUACGCAAUGGCAUGUUUGUGGGCCAAGCUCUGAAACUGUGUCCAGAACUUAAGACCAUACAAUAUGAUUUUGAGGGUUACAGGGAAGUGGCCUUUACCUUAUACAAUACUAUUGCCCAGUAUACUUUAAAUAUAGAAGCUGUUAGUUGCGAUGAAAUGUUUGUGGAUUUAACAGAAGUUUUAGAGGAGCUAAAGGUGGAUGUAAUGGAUUUCGUAAAGUCCAUACGAGAAGAAGUAAGGGAGAAAACACAGUGUCCUUGUUCGGCGGGUAUAGGAGCAAAUAAAUUACAAGCCAGAAUGGCCACCAAGAAAGCCAAACCCGAUGGCCAAUAUUAUUUACAAUGCGAAAAUGUGGAGGCGUAUAUGUCGGAAAUACCCAUACAAGAUUUGCCCGGAGUAGGCAGUAGUACGGCCUAUACUUUAAAAGAUGCCAAUCUAAUUACUUGUGGUGAUUUACAGAAAGCAACAUUGCCGCGUUUACAAAUGUUGUUGGGUAAAAAAUUCGGUGAAACUUUGUAUCAAUUUUGUCGGGGCAUUGAUCAAAGAGGUUUAACUUAUGGUCAAAUACGUAAAUCUGUUUCGGCAGAGGUCAAUUACGGCAUACGUUUCAAAACCUAUGCUGAAUUGGAAACCUUUCUCAAACAAUUGUGUGAAGAAGUGCACAAUCGCUUGAAGGAUAUUAAGAGAAAAACAAAAUGCGUUACUCUUAAACUAAUGGUAAGAGCCAAAGAAGCACCUGUUGAAACUUCAAAAUUCAUGGGUCACGGCGUGUGUGACCAUAUUACCAAAUCGGUGUCUUUAUCGGAGUUUACUAAUGAUUUAGAAACAAUAACACGUUGCAUAUUAACAACCAUGAAGGCUUUAAAUUUGCCACCUCAUGAACUGAGAGGCAUAGGAAUACAGUUAACGAAAUUAGAUGAUCCUACGGAACAGCAGGAAAAACCCAAAGAGAAUAUAAUAAAGAAUAUGUUUUCUAAGGUAAAGGAAAAACAAAAAGAAGCUAAAGCACAAGAUAAUAAAACAGAAGACAAAGUAUUUAAAGAGCCAGCAAUAAAAACUGACAUGUUGAAUAGCGAUCAACAGCGUAAUAAAAGUCCUGAAGCUAAGAAAAGUCCUGAUGCCAUGAAAACUGUAGGAACCAAACGGGGACGUCCAAAAGCUGCUGGCAGUAAUAAGGAGUCCAAAAUCAAGCCCAAUAUAAUGGGUAUGUUAAAAACGGCAGCAGCCAAACAGGCACAACAAAGUACAAAUAACAAUGAACAAGAUAUACCAGAGGAUAUAGAUCCUGAAGUAUUUAAUGCUUUACCUUUGGAUAUAAGAGAGGAAAUUCUAAGAGAAAGAAGAAAAGCAACUAAUAAGACGAACAAACCAGAUAUAGAUAAAAAACCAGCUGCGAAUAAAAACACAAAUCAAAGUUUAUUAAACGAAAGUGAUUUCUUACCCUCCACAUCAAAGGCUGCCCAACAAAAACGACACAAGAAGUUACAACAAAAAACUGAAACAAAUCAAGAGCAAACUAUGGAUGUUGAUCCAGAGUUUUUGGCCGCUCUACCACCUGAGUUGAGAGCUGAAAUUGAACAACAACUUCAAUUGCAAAAACAAUCUAGGGAACAUGAACAAAGUUAUAGACCAGUAACUCCCCCGCCCAGUGAUAAUCAUUAUACGGUAACAAAGCAGAAUAAUCAAAAUUCCUUAGCAGCAAGUGAUAUAAGUUCCGAUAAUAUUUUCACCCAAAACAAUUGUAUAGAAUUACUUUUGUCCUGGCUGCAAAGCUGUGAUGUACCUGAAAACUAUGAUGUAGACUUAAUGUGCUGCAAUGCUCGAGAAUUAGUAAGAGCGAAAGAGUUGGAUAAACUAUAUGAGUCUCUGUUGUAUUUGGGUCGCUUGAUAAAACAACAGAAAUAUUCCGAAAAUGAUUGUUGUUGGCAUUUGGCUUUUAAGAUGAUAUUGGAAGCAGUACAAAUGGAAAUGCUGGAAGUUUAUGAUGGCAGGAAGUUGUAUAUGCCAGUGAAAUUGAAAUGUGAUAAAUGUAAAUUUUAAAAAGGCAAUAAAAAUUAA